AUGUUCAUAAAUAUUCCAAAAUGGACCAGACUUCCUUACUACUUCAAGUUAUCACAACAUUCUCCUGCUAAAUCUUACCUUAAUAAACGUUAUAUCAUAAUCAUUUUAUCUGUUUUAUUAAUAUUCUUCUUCGCAACAUGUUAUUAUGAUUGGGAUGAUCCAGAGACUUGGGCAUUCAAUAGGCGAUAUCUUAGAACUGAUAUGUUAUUAAAAGAUGAUUCUUCUAGAAAAAAAGUUGAAGGACUGGAAUGUAGUCGAUACCUAUUAGGAAAUGAAACUGAUCUUCAUGAAUAUCGGAACCUUGGUCGAUUUGUUUUAGAUAUAAAAGAUUCCGAAAUCAAGAAUAGUUGCUCAGAUAUUAAUCGAAUUCUAGGAAACAAGAGACGAAACUCUCGACUAACCAAUCCGUAUGCUGUGAGCAGAGUUGUUUAUGAGAACUACUACUGGCUCUUAGAUCAACUGGAGCAGAACUAUUCUCCUCAGAAUAUAUACUGUUUCUCUGUAGAUUCGAAGUCUUCCGCUGAUUUUUAUGGAGCUGUGAAACAACUAGAGAAAUGUAUUCCGAACGUUUUUGUAUCCUCAAUUAGAUACUCUUAUGAUUCCAAUGGGCAUUACAUCAACUUCGGUCACUGGGACUGCACUAGGACGAUGCUGAGGUUUUCUUCGAACUGGAAGUACGUCCUAUGGCUUCAGAACUACGACGUCUUUCUAAAGACUAAUGAAGAAAUAAGUCAGAUUAUUCGCUUUUUAAACGGCUCUCAAUCAGUGGGGUACAAGCAGGCUCAUUUGAAAAGAUACAAUUUUUUGAAAGGAUGGACAGCACGUUCGCUGAAAUUAUGGAAAAACGAAUCUUCGAUAUCUCAGAGACAAGCGAAUGCCGUUCUCAAAAUUUCGCAAAUGUACAAUGAAGUCUUUCUUUCACGUCAACUAAUUGAAUAUGUCAACUCUAAUAUGAACCUGAUGAAUUUGAUGGAAGCGUUCGAGCAACCUUUGAGGUUUGCUACUGACGAACUAUUGUGGGCGACACUCUUGGCUUCUCCUGAUUUGGAACUCCCUGGCCAAGUGGAAGGAGGAUGUCGUCGACAGGAUACUUACAUCACUCGCUAUAACGAAUGGGAGGAUUACGUGAAGUGUAAGAGCGCCUACAGUCGUCACGGCACUUGCUUAUUUGGGAUGGAGUAUUUGAAAUUGUUUUCUGACCUUCAUCAAAUAGUAGCAAAUAAAAUAAUGCCCCGUUUUGAUUAUGGCAUAGUACUGUGUAUGGGCGAGCUGAUUCACAAUAGAACAUAUGGUAUAGCCGAUUCGUCGCCUUCCAUGAAUAUUUAUUCAGGAAUCUCUCAAGGAUAUUGUUGA
Auanema sp. JU1783 is the source of this 1353-nucleotide messenger RNA. The record is from the annotation of a GenBank genome assembly. NCBI's taxonomy places the organism in Eukaryota, Metazoa, Nematoda, Chromadorea, Rhabditida, Rhabditidae.